Molecule: messenger RNA, 1089 nt
Organism: Haemonchus placei
Lineage: Eukaryota; Metazoa; Nematoda; Chromadorea; Rhabditida; Trichostrongylidae
Source: the annotation of a GenBank genome assembly
UCUUGUAUCGAUGAAGCACCUGGCUGCAACUUGGGAAACGCGAUCAUUUGUCAGAGUAAAAACUUAGAAGCAUUUGCAAAGAAAUACUGCAAGAAGACGUGCGGAUAUUGCAACGAUGGAACGACCACCACAUCUCCAAGCCCAUUCAAUCGUGUGACAUCGGCUACACUCAUGCUUCUUUUUCUGAUAAUUUCAUGUCUCCUCCCAGGAGUCACGGAGGGGGGAAUCACGGAUUUGAAUUGCACGCACAGAGUUGGUGCUGAUAUUAAGUAUUCCCAAUCGGCAGUGAACUGUAACAACAAGAUUUCUGACGCUGCCUGUCUCGUCAUCUACACCGAAGCGGUGAAAGCGGAAGGCGGUGACGAUCGAAAUGAAAAAUGUAGAGGAGAUCCUGUAAAUCCGGCGCUGGUUCAAGCGGCAAUAGAUAUUUGUCCCAAGACGUGUGGGUACUGCUGUCUGACACCCGCCUUUUUGUGUGAAAACAAAUUACAGCCACGAAUCCCAUGCUCAUCAGUGACACAGGAUAUGUGUGAAAAUCCGGCAUGGAGAAGUAUUCUUGAGGAGGAUUGCCCCAAAACCUGCGGUUUCUGUAAUUCAGGUUCUUGUAUCGAUGAAGCACCCGGCUGCGGCUUGGACAACGCAUUCAUUUGUCAGAGUAAAAAUCUGGAGACUUUUGCAAAAAAAUAUUGUAAGAAGACGUGUGGAUACUGCAACGACGCAACAACCACAUCUCCAGGUCAACCAUUCAAUCGAGUGACACCAGCAGUAUUCAUGCUCCUUUUCCUGAUAUUCUCGUCAGCCCUCAUAGGCGGCUCAGAGGCCGGUAUCACGGAUCUGAACUGUACAGAAAUGGUUGGUGGCUCUGCCAAGUAUGCUCAAUCGGCGGUAAACUGCAAUAACAAAAUAUCCGACGCCGCUUGCCUUGUCAUCUAUACGACAGCUGUGAAAGCGAAUGACGAUACCGAUCGAAAUGAAAAGUGUGAUGGAAAUCCAGUAGUACGUGAUCAGGCAACAAUAUGGAUAAGAUUUUAUAUUUGCAUCCUUCUAUUACAUACUAACUACAAAUGGGGCUUUCCUUCGUUUCGCUAA